Messenger RNA from Marmota flaviventris (yellow-bellied marmot), 2162 nucleotides. Lineage: Eukaryota; Metazoa; Chordata; Mammalia; Rodentia; Sciuridae. The record is from RefSeq and is a predicted model, not a curated record.
CCGCGUGCCGCAGCCCGCGUCGCCUACCGCCGCCGCGCGCCUCCGCUGCCCCGCGCCGCUGCCGCCGCCGCCGCCACGCUCGCUGGCUGGCUGGGUGCGGGCGCCGGGCUCCCGCCGGAGGAGAGGACAACCAGCGCCGCCGCCGCCGCUCGGGUCCGGGCCCGGGUCCCGGCCCCUGCCACAACCCCCUGCCGGGCCCGGCCAUGAAGUGUCACUACGAGGCGCUGGGGGUGCGGCGCGACGCCAGCGAGGAGGAGCUCAAGAAGGCCUAUCGGAAGCUGGCCCUGAAAUGGCACCCGGAUAAAAAUCUGGAUAACGCCGCAGAAGCAGCUGAACAAUUUAAAUUAAUUCAAGCAGCAUAUGAUGUGUUGAGCGACCCUCAGGAAAGAGCAUGGUAUGAUAAUCAUAGAGAGGCCUUACUUAAAGGAGGGCUUGAUGGAGAAUACCAAGAUGACAGCUUAGAUUUGCUUCACUAUUUCACUGUUACCUGUUAUUCUGGUUAUGGAGACGAUGAAAAGGGUUUUUACACAGUGUAUCGUAGUGUUUUUGAAAUGAUUGCAAAGGAAGAACUGGAAUCUGUGUUAGAGGAGGAUGUUGAGGAUUUCCCAACUUUUGGAGACUCCCAGAGUGACUAUGAUAAGGUAGUCCACCCUUUCUACGCUUAUUGGCAGAGUUUCUGCACCCAAAAGAAUUUUGCUUGGAAGGAAGAAUAUGAUACACGGCAUGCUUCAAACCGCUGGGAAAAACGAGCCAUGGAAAAAGAAAACAAAAAGAUUCGAGACAAAGCAAGGAAAGAGAAGAAUGAGCUUGUUCGGCAGCUGGUAGCUUUCAUCCGGAAAAGAGAUAAAAGAGUGCAGGCACAUCGGAAGCUUGUAGAGGAACAGAAUGCAGAGAAGGCGAGGAAGGCUGAGGAGAUGAGACGGCAACAGAAACUAAAGCAGGCAAAACUGGCAGAACAGUACAGAGAACAGAGCUGGAUGACCAUGGCCGAUUUGGAGAAGGAACUCCGGGAGAUGGAAGCACGAUAUGAAAAGGAGUUUGGAGAUGGAUCAGAUGAUAAUGAAAUGGAGCAGCAUGAGCUUAAAGAUGGACAAGAUGGUAAAGAUAGUGAUGAGGCGGAGGAUACUGAGCUUUAUGAUGACCUUUACUGCCCAGCAUGUGACAAAUCUUUCAAGACAGAAAAGGCCAUGAAGAAUCAUGAAAAGUCAAAGAAGCAUCGGGAAAUGGUUGCCUUGUUAAAACAACAAUUGGAGGAAGAAGAAGAAAAUUUUUCAGGAUCUCAUAUAGAUGAAAAUCUAUUGAAUGCCAAUUCCGAGGAAGAAAUAGAAGACACAACAAAGCAAAAUUUUCACAAAGUCAACUGUUUAACAUUUUUAUGUAUAUUUGCUCUUAGGCUUUCUAAAAAACAGAAGAAAAAGAAACAAAAACCGGCACAGAAUUAUGAUGACAAUUGUAAUGAAAAUGGACCUGGAGAAGGAAUAAAGGUUGAUCCAGAAAAUAUCAACUUAAAUCAAGACAGUGCCAAAAAAUUAGAAGAUAGUCCCCAAGAAAAUGUCAAUGUCACAGAGACCAUUGAACCUUGUGAUGAUCCAAAAAGUGAAGCUAAAAGUGUUCCUAAGCCCAAAGGAAAGAAAACCAAAGAUGUGAAAAAAACUGUCAAAAUACCUGCUGAACCACAAAUACUGAGUGAUAUUCUUAUCAGCUGUACAACCUGCCAUAGUGAAUUUCCAUCCCGGAAUAAACUUUUUGACCAUCUGAAAGCUACCGGUCAUGCAAGAGCACCUCCAUCUUCAUCUUUAACCAGUGUAACAAGUAGUCGAAGCAAGAAAGAGAAACGUAAAAACAGAUAGAAAUUCUGCCAACACACUUUUUUUUUAAACUGUCUCUAAAUUUUGAAACCAAAAACUGAACUGAAAUCAUCUAAAGAGUUAAAAUUUCAGUGAUCUGCAAUUUAUUGCAUUGUGGAAGAUUAUUUUUUAUCUUAUAAAGACAUUUUUUUGUUUAAUAUAUAUAUUUUUAAACAUUUCACUAGUGAUUGAAUUCUACUUUUGCCGUCUGAAUUGACUUGAAUGUCUCAAAACAGGUAAAUAUUGUAAAGUGUGUACCUUGAUUUCUCACGUGAACAGAGAUGUACAGGGAGAAUUAAAUUAUUUUAACACAAA